AUGGAGAAAAUUCGCGACAAAGGAGGGCGAUUUAUCUCCAAAGGAAAACAAAGUAAAAUAACAUCGAUUAAAUGUAAUAGGCAGAAAAAUGUGGCAGUUGAGGUCCCUUCUACAAAUUCUCUAGCUGAUCCUGACGAUCCACUGCCUAUUCCAAAUGAUGAUUUCCAAAAUCCAAUCCACAUUUUGGAGCAUAACUAUGCCUACGAUCUAUCAAUAUAUGGAGACUGUGAAGAGGAAGUAGUUCCAGUGCUUAUUGAUGACGAAGAUACAUCACAUGUCAUAGAGUGGAACACAGGAAGAAGAAUUGUUGAAUUGGAAUUUAUUGUGAAUAAACUUAUAGAGGGUUGUUGUAAAUGUAAACAAUCUUUGAAUUUGAGAGACAUUUGUGGUGAACAGAGAUAUGGACUAGGUUCCUUAUUACAUAUCAAGUGUACUUUCUGUACCACAGGAUGCUCCAUGCAGGCAUUGGCGAGAAAAAAAUUAUCUAUGCUUCUAAGUGUAUUGAACAUCCCACCACUAUCAAAGACCUCUUUGAAAACAUCUGAAAGAGAAGUUGGUCGAGCAGUUGAAGAUGUUGCCAAAAAAAGUUGUAAAGAGUUUGCUAAUGCAGAGCAGGAAUCAUUUUGCAAUGAUGACUUUUCAGUCUCUUUCGAUGGAGGAUGGCAGAAAAGAGGUUCAGGGCGAUCUUAUUCAAGUUUGUCAGAACAUGCUGCAAUGAUAGGUAAAGAGACGGGAAAAUGCAUUGCCUAUGCAACAAGAAACAAGUUCUGCAGAGUGUGUGAAAGGGCAGAGAGGACUAAAAAGAUAUCCCUGAACAUAAGUGCAGGAAUAAUGGGUAUGAUGAAGGAACUUCAGGAUAGCAACAUUCAUAUUGGAAACAUAAUUAUGGAUAACGAUUCCACAACAGUAGCGAGAGCUAGAGCUGAUAUAAAUCCGGCCCUAAAGAAGCAAUCUUCACCACUAACAUACAAGCCUUGGCAAUUACCAUACCACAGAUAUCUGAACAACCAAGAUCUAAAGAGUGAUUUGACAUCUCUACUCAGCUUGUACACAUCACAGGCAGAUAAACUAGUAGACCUGGGCAGUACACAACCUAAUGAAAGCCUUAACAAUACCAUUGCUAGCAAGACUCCAAAACAAAACUUUUAUUCAGGAUCAGAAAGCAAUGAUUUCCGUGUUGCAGCUGCAAUUGCCCAAAAAAAUUGGGUCAAUGAAGUCUUCCUAUUAUCCCCAGGUGAAAUUACUUCUUCAAAAGCCAGAAAAAUAGAUUUGAAAAGGAAGAGAACUAAAGAAACUGAAGAUACAAGUACUUACAAGAAAAAAAGGGCACAGAAAAAGAUGGACCAGCAUAAAUCACAAGAGUCGGCAGAAGUGAGGGAAGGAAGAACAUACGAACCAGACACAGAUAUGAACAACAAUACUGAUCCAAACAGCAUCAAGGAAAUACCUCCACCUCUGAGAAAACCUGUACCUACUCCUAUUACUGAAGGUCAAUACACGUUUGUAUAUUUUGACUUAGAAACUACUGGUUUAGGUGACAAUUGUGAAAUAACACAGAUCGGGGCCUCUGUUGUCAAUGAUGAUGUGUUUUGUCAGUAUGUUUUGCCACUGACUCAACCAAUUUCUGCUUCUGCCACAGCUGUGUCUGGUAUUGCUACACAGAAUGGCUGCAUGUACAAAAAUGGACAUGAAGUUCAGUGUAUGAGGACACCAGAUGCAGUGAACAAUUUUAUACACUGGCUUGGAAAAUUUGGGAAAGUAUUGCUUGUGGCUCAUAAUGCCAAGUUUGACUCUCGAGUUCUAGUGCAUGUGUUGAGUUCCAUCGGUAUUAGUGCAUCAGAACACAUAAGUGGGUUUGUGGACACAUUAUCUCUACUUAGAGAACUUUACCCAGGCCGCAAGAGUUAUAAACAAGUAGACUUGCUGAAGGACCUGUGUGUGACUCAUUAUGAUGCUCAUGAUGCCAAAUCUGAUGCCUUGGCCUUACAAACUCUUUUAUUGUCUUUGUCAGUUUCAUGUCAGAUAAUGAUGAAGCAUAGUUUUUCUAUAGAUAAUUCUGUAGGUAAUGUUGUAGAUAAUUUGAAUUUUUUGAUGAUGAAAAUGAGAAACAUGCAAUCAUUGCAAAAUCUUAUUGAUAAUAAGAUUUUAUCCAAGUUUACUGUAAACAAAAUUGCUGAAACAGCUCUUCAUUUUCAGCACAUUUUAUUAGCUUACCAGAGAGACAAAGAAAACGGGGUAAGAACUCAGCUAUCAGAAAAAACAGCAGGAAAACCAAGAGUGACAGGAAAUUAA
This is a messenger RNA of Saccostrea echinata, 2292 nucleotides long. RefSeq lists its product as uncharacterized. Gene Ontology annotation, molecular function: 3'-5'-DNA exonuclease activity; nucleic acid binding. Lineage: Eukaryota; Metazoa; Mollusca; Bivalvia; Ostreida; Ostreidae. Gene Ontology annotation, cellular component: cytoplasm. The record is from RefSeq and is a predicted model, not a curated record. The coding region runs from base 1 to 2292 and encodes 763 amino acids. The transcript is spliced from 9 exons. Gene Ontology annotation, biological process: DNA catabolic process.